Molecule: messenger RNA, 1480 nt
Organism: Propithecus coquereli (Coquerel's sifaka)
Lineage: Eukaryota; Metazoa; Chordata; Mammalia; Primates; Indriidae
Gene: MTARC2
Product: mitochondrial amidoxime reducing component 2
Exons: 8
Coding region: 109-1116 (335 amino acids)
Biological process (GO): nitrate metabolic process
Cellular component (GO): mitochondrial inner membrane
Molecular function (GO): molybdenum ion binding; nitrate reductase activity; molybdopterin cofactor binding
Source: RefSeq, a predicted model, not a curated record
CCAAAGUCGGCUCAGCCACUGGCCCUCUUUGCCCUUUCACCGCCAGAGUGACGGAUUGCACCAGUCGCUGCCCGGUUUGUGCUAGGCCCGCGCCCGCCUCGCUCGGCCAUGGGCAACGCCAGCUCCUCGGUGCUGGCCCGCCUGGGCCUCCCCGCGCAGCCCCGGCCAGGGUGGCUGGGGGUCGCCGCCCUGGGUCUGGCCACGGUGGCGCUGGUGGCCAUCGCCAGGCACCGUGGGUGGCCCAGGCGGCGCCGGCGGCUGCAGCAGGUGGGCACCGUGGCGCAGCUCUGGAUCUACCCGGUCAAGUCCUGCAAGGGGGUGCCGGUGAGCACGGCGGAGUGCACCGCCAUGGGGCUGCGCAGCGGCCACCUGCGGGACAGGUUUUGGCUGGUGAUUAAGGAAGGUGGAAACAUGGUCACGGCCCGGCAGGAGCCGCGCCUCGUGCUGGUCUCCAUCACCUAUGAGAACAACUGCCUGAUGCUGAGGGCUCCCGGGGUGGACCAGCUGGUUUUGCCCAGCAAGCUGCCUUCCUCAAACUCACUCCACGACUGCAGGGUAUUUGGUCUUGACAUUAAAGGCAGAGACUGUGGUGAUGAGGCAGCUCAGUGGUUCACCAACUUCUUGAAAACAGAAGCCUUCAGGUUGGUUCAGUUUGAAACGAGCAUGAAGGGAAGAACAUCAAGAAAACUUAUCCCCACUGCUGUACAGAGUUAUCAGGUGGCCUACCCAGACUGCAGCCCAAUCCUGAUCCUCUCGGAAGCCUCGCUGGCAGAUUUGAAUACCAGAAUGGAGAAGAAAGUGAAAAUGGAAUAUUUCAGGCCAAAUAUCGUGGUGACAGGCUGUGAUGCUUUUGAGGAGGAUACCUGGGAUGAACUUCUAAUUGGUAGUGCAGAGAUGAAAAAGAUAAUGGCUUGUCCCAGGUGCAUUUUGACCACCGUGGACCCAGAUACUGGAGUCAUAGACAGGAAGGAGCCACUGGAAACCUUGAAGAGCUACCGCCUGUGUGAUCCUUCUGAGAAGCCAUUAUACAAGUCAUCCCCACUUUUUGGGAUCUAUUAUUCAGUGGAAAAAAUUGGAAACCUGAGAGUUGGUGACCCCGUGUAUCGGAUGGUGUAGUGAUGGAUCCGCUACAGUGAUAUGGUUUCAACAUCCAGGAGGCAUUGACCAGGAUUUUAACAACAGCAGUAACAAUACGUGAGCGAAUCCUUAUUACCCAGCUUUUAACCAUCUUUAUCCUGGAAACGAAUCUCUAUUUUUGACUUUUUAGAGUUGCAUAUGCUCCGGCCUAAUGCAAGGAAAGCGUUAGAGGUGAUUUGGGAAUAUGAAUGUAUAUAAAUUUUAGGUAACAAAGGCUUUUCAAAUAAAUAAAAUUGUCUAUAAAAUCAUUUUGAAUAUGACUGUGGCUCUUACACCUUUCCAAUACCUGACUUCACUAUUGAUGAACAAGAAAAUUUAAUGAAUCAACUAAAAAGCUGCAAAA